AUGUUUACUAGUAUAUAUAUAUAUAUAGGAGUUGCCCAUAAAGCCAAACAAAGGAGAAACAAGAGUGUUGUCCCACCCACGCAUGAGACUGUGGACAAUGUGAGUGGGGAUCGUGGGGCAAGGGAAGUGUAUCCAGGCACGGUGGAGACAGCUUUACCUGCGGUGCAAGAUGAUCGAAUCGGCUCGACAGCCUUGGUGGUGCAUAAUGAUCAAGAAGCAGGGAGCCAGGAGAACAUUGAUGCACAGUGCAAAGAAGCAACGGUGGGGGGCACUAUUGAGGUGGUCUUGGGAUGCCCAAGCCCGAUCGGCUCUCAGGAAGGCACCCCAGAGGGGGUGAGUUUGCAAAAGGAUAACCCUAUCCCUUUAAUAACGUGUGAAGACCAGGUGGCAAGCCAAGACCCAUUGGCAACUGUAACAGCCUUUUAUGAGAUUAGACAGGUGGAUGCAGCUCUUGUGGGUACUUUCACACCAGUUACCAAAAGAUCAGGUAAACAACCUUUGAAGUGCCUGGGAUUCAGUAUGGAUUUUAUUCAUAAUGAGAGAAUGGGGAAGAAUCCAAACCUAUGGAUAGUCUGGAGGGAUUCACUUUCUAAGCCGGUGGUCUAUAGCACUUCUAAUCAGCAAGUCACUGUAUUCAUGGAUGUGAGGGGAGAAAAAAAUUUUCUUUCUACAGUUCAUGCAAGUAACUUUCGUGCUCUGAGGAGAGACCUAUGGGUGGAUCUUUUGAGUGAGCCUAUAUCAGCGCUACCCUGGAUUGUGUUGGGUGACUUCAACGUAACUGUACUGGCGUCUGAGAAAAGGGGGCCUAGUGCUUUUCAUAUAGGGUCAGCGAUGGACUUUGCGGCUUUUUUAGACUCUUCUUCAGUCUUGCCAUUACCGUCAAAAGGGAAUAAAUUCACCUGGAGCAACAGUAGGAAGGGAGGUAAUGCUACUGCAGUGCUGGAUAGAAGUUUCUGUAACCCUGCCUGGCUAGAUCGGUACCAUGAUGCUUACCAGUGGGUACUCCUGAUGUUUGUGUCGGAUCACUCCCCUAUUGUGAUUUUUUCUGAUUCUGUGCCAAAGCCUGUGAACUGCCCCUUUCAGGUUGCAACGUUUCUGAAGUUAAAGAGAUUAAAAGUGAAUCUUAGAGCUUGGUCCAGAUCUGCCUUCCCAAAUGUUAACAUAGAGGUGGACCGAGCAAGAGCUGCACUACAGGAUGCCCAAGAGGUUAUGGAAACGGUGGGAAGCACGGAGUACCUUAUUCUGUGUGAAAGCCAAGCCAAACAAGAGUACAUCAAUGCAAUCACACUGCAAGAAAAACUAUGGUCAGAGAAGUCCAGAGUCCGGGUUCUCACCUAUGGUGACCGCAACACAAGAUUCUUCCACCUGGUAACUAAGAUCAGGUGCUCCAAGAAUCUCAUUCAGGUCUUAAAGAAGGCGGAUGGGACUGUACUUAAUGAUGGACCCCAAAUCAGCACCUAUAUUACGGAGUUCUAUGAAGCUUUCCAUAAGAGAGUAACCAUUGAAGCACAGCCAGAGAUCCUAUCUUGCAUCCCUACAGUAAUCUCUAAAGACGACAAUGACUUUCUUACAGCAGUUCUAAGCAGGGAGGAGAUUAAAGUUGCAACCUUUGACUUGGACCCAGAUAGUGCUCCUAGCCCGGAUGGGUUCCCAGGAGCGUUUUACAGAUCCUGCUGGGAUAUUAUAGAGAGAGCUAUGUGUCGUGCAAUCUCGAAUUUUUUUAUUGAUGGCAUCAUCACCAAGGGGGUCAACAGUAAUUUUAUCACACUCAUCCCGAAAGUAGAGGAGGCGAUUGCUCUUGACAAGUUUCGGCCUAUCUGUGUAGGUAAUUUUCUCUAUAAGCUGAUCCCAAAAAUUCUUGCUACCCGUUUGUCAGGUUUUCUCCCUACGCUGAUCUUAGAGGAACAGGGUGCUUUCCAGAAGGGGAAAGUCAUUUUCUCCAACAUUUGUGUGGCGUCUGAGCUUACUAAUUCACUACAUGUGAAGUCCUAUGGUGGGGGGAUGGGACUUAAGCUGGACAUUCAAAAAGCCUAUGACACCAUGGAAUGGGAGUUUAUGUUUGAUGUCAUGAAAAAAUUUGGCUUCAACAACAGAUGGGUAAACAUGAUUCAUCAGCUACUUUCUUCUGCCAGACUUUCUAUUCUCCUUAAUGGAGGACCAGUCGGCUUCUUUGGUGUAGACAGAGGACUUUGA
Telopea speciosissima is the source of this 2193-nucleotide messenger RNA. RefSeq lists its product as uncharacterized. Lineage: Eukaryota; Viridiplantae; Streptophyta; Magnoliopsida; Proteales; Proteaceae. The record is from RefSeq and is a predicted model, not a curated record. The transcript has 3 exons. The coding region runs from base 1 to 2193 and encodes 730 amino acids.